AUGAACAGAUGUACCAGGGAUGCUGACGGCGAAAAUCAGCGUGCUGCGUUGGCCUUGUCUGUCUCCAGUGAUGAAGGUAACGAGAGUGACAAUCCCCAAUUCCACACUCUGCUGUCAGAUACCACCCUUCAGGUACGUGUGCAGGGAAAAACAGCUUUUAGGUCGAACGUUGGCACACCACAGGGUGACAGUCUUAGUCCGAUUCUGUUUACAUGCUACUUUGAGAGUGCACUGCGAGGUAUCAGAUCUGACUCCCCUCCUGACGACAUCCUACCACCUGAACUGCAGUAUGCGGAUGAUCUAGACUUCAUUGGAACUGAUGAGCAAGAGCUAGUGGACGUUCAUGAUCAAUGUGCAGAGACCCUCCCAAGCCAUAACCUCACCGUAAACACCUCCAAAACUGAACGAACAAAGAUAUACCUGGCUGAUGACCUGGAGGAGUGUGGUUCCGAAGCAUGGAGAAAUGCGAAGUCGCUGGGAUCACGGCUAGGCUCAGCGCAAGAUGUCCAAGCCAGAAAGGCCCUAGCAACCCAGGCAUUCUGUUCGUUGUACGCACUCUUCAAGCAUCAAUCUACCUCACUACUGCUUAGAGUUGCGCUGUACAAUACCUAUGUGAAGCCAGUGCUGUUGUACAACUGUGCAACAUGGGGUCUCACAGAUGCCAUCACCAGAGGGAUUGACACCUUUCAUCGAAGGCAUCUGAGAACAAUGGCUGGCGUUAAGUUCCCGAACACAAUUACCAACAAGCAUCUGUACGACAUCUGCGGCUCAGCACCAAUUUCGCUCGAGAUUGACCAACGGCGUUGGGAGUUCCUUGGUCACGUACUGAGAAUGCAGAAGAGCUCUCCCCCACAGCGCGU
Messenger RNA from Sycon ciliatum, 860 nucleotides. RefSeq lists its product as uncharacterized. The annotation marks the transcript as partial. The transcript is spliced from 2 exons. NCBI's taxonomy places the organism in Eukaryota, Metazoa, Porifera, Calcarea, Leucosolenida, Sycettidae. The record is from RefSeq and is a predicted model, not a curated record.